AGUUGCUAGAGGGAAAAUGGAUUCUUUAUUUCACGUCCUGGUUUCUACCUGUCUUGCCUUGACAUUCUCAGAAGGGUUUCUGAUUAUCCAUGUCCAGAAACAGCAGUGUCUUUCAGAAAAGAGAGGAGUCAUUAUGGAAAAGUGCAAUAUGACCAACCUCAACCAGCAGUGGCAGUGGACAGCAAAUGACAGGCUCCUUCACGUGAAGUCUGCCCAGUGCCUGAGCAUCUCUACACGCUCUGCCCUGUCAUCUCGCAGCAUUGUUGCUGAUUGUCCCCAGGCAGUCAGGUGGACGUGCCACGAGGAAGAUGGGCUCCUGAAGGUGGCCAACAGCUCUCUCUUUCUCACAAAGCAAGGUCAGAAGGUAAUGGCCAAGCAGAGUAAGAAAUACCUUCAUACAUGGAUGCAGCUAGAAGCCAGCGAGACGGGAAAACCUGUUUAUGUAAAUCUGUGCUCAAAGCAAGAUCUCCAAGAUGCAGACACUUCCGUUUGGAGUACUAGAACUACACCCUCCCCUCGAAACGCUGUUACCUCUAGACCUGAAAAUCUGCUGAAGAGUAGCACAGAGAUGUUCAUCAGAAACGUGACUGGACACUUUGGUAAAAAUCUCAUUGAAAACCUCUACUUUGACUUGAAAUCUGCGGUAACAGAGAAAGCCUGGAUUCCAACAACUACUCAAUACUCUAGCACUACAGAAGAGGCGGCGCCGGCGGAGGUGGCGGGAUGCAAGGCCAACCUGACGGAGCGGAGCGUGGCCGGGCAGAGCGUCCGGCUGCGCUGGGGCGCCGCGGGCCGCGCCUGCAACUUCAGCCUGAGCGGGCGCUCGGAGGCCGGCGGGGCGGCCGGCUGCCAGCCCGCCCCCGCCGGGAACGGCUCCCACGGCUGCACCCUGCGGGACCUGGAGGCCGGGACCUGGUACCACCUCCGCAUCGAGCCCCUCGGCGGCGGGGAGGCUGUCAACAUCUCCGUGCAGACAGAUCCCUUACCACCACCUCAUUUUGAAAUUAAUAAGGAAAACACUACUCCCACAAGCUUACAGGUUCAGUGGGAUCCUUCCUCAGGAAAGGUGGACUUUUAUAACCUACUAUUAUUUGAUCAUGAUAAUAAGAAGAUUCAAGAAGUCUCCAUACCAGGAAGAAUGUCAAGAACAGAAACCACUUUUUCCAAUCUCAUCCCUGGGAAUAAAUACAACAUUGUCCUCAGUGCAGUUGCUGGAAAUAAGAGUGCCUCAGAACUUCACAUAAGUGGAUCUACUGUGCCAUCCCCUGUGAAAAGUAUUCAGGUCAGUGUCAAGACAGACACUAUCCAGGCUUCAUGGUCUCCUGGCUCUGGGCGUGUGGAUCGUUACAGGCUGGUGUUACUGGAUAAUCAUGUCCCAGUUCAUGAGGUUCACCAAGAAGAUCCUAAGACCUCCUACACUUUUUCAGGACUCAUAGCUGGCCACCUGUAUAACCUCUCUAUCGUAACCCAGGCUGCAGGAUUGGAGAGCAGCAGUUUUCAAGCUGUCAGGACAGCCCCAGCUGAAGUCUUAGAUUUGAUGGUGACUAACGAUGACAGCGUAGAUGCUUUAACAGUUAAGUGGAGAAGACCUUCAGGAACCCUCAGUUUCUAUAAUAUUACUCUGUCUCAUCUUGGAUCAGUUAAAGAAGUCAAAACUCUACAGCCACUGGCCAGAGAGACACACUUUGACAAGCUGACUCCAGGACGCCUCUAUCAGGUUACUGCCCGCACAAUCAGUGGUGAACUGUUUACUGAUCGGAUAGCAACUGGCAGGACAUUUCCCCAGAAAGUUUCCGAGCUGAAAGCCGCUGGUGGUGGCUGGCUGAGGUCUCUGCGAGUGAACUGGCUGCCCCCUGCGGGAGACUGGGAGAGGUACCGCCUGCUCCUGUGGAACCGCUCGGCCCUGGUGCUCAACACCACCCUGGAGAAGGACACCACAGAGCACCUCAUCCAUGACGUGGGACUCAUCCCGGGGAGGCAGUACCGCGUAGACAUCGUGGUGGAGAGUGGCGAUUUGCAGAGCAAGGCGAGCUGCACGGGCAGAACAGCUCCAGAGCCUGUUCUCCAGCUCCGUGUGAAACAUGCUAAUGAAUCUUCGCUUACUGUCAUGUGGAUGACCCCUGUUGCAGAGUGGGACAGCUAUGUGGUUUCACUGGGAGACAGGGAUCUUACUGUCAUAAAAAAAGGGCUUGCAAAAGAAGCUAAGGAAUUCACUUUCACUGACUUGGUACCUGGAAGAAAAUACACAGCUACAAUCACUACCAUUAGUGGGAUUUUAAGCAACUGGACAUCAGUGGAAGGAAGAACAGUGCCAGCCCAAGUGACCGAUCUGACCGUGGCAAGUCAAGGAUCGACCAACAGCUUGUUCACCAACUGGACAAGAGCACUGGGAGAUGUGGACUCAUACCAAGUGCUGCUGAUUCACGAGAAUGUUGUCAUUAAAAAUGAGACUGUUCCCAGUGAAACCAACAGAUACCACUUCUAUCCCCUGAAACCUGGAGGACUCUAUUCAGUUGUGGUCACCACUGUCAGUGGGGGAAUAUCUUCGAGGCAAAUGAUCGCAGAAGAGAGGACAGUUCCUUCCAGCGUGACUGGAGUAACAGUAAAUAACUCAGGUCGCAGUGACUACCUCAGUGUUUCUUGGCUGCCAGCUUCUGGAGAUGUAGACAGUUAUUUGGUAACACUCUCUCACGAUGGCCAGAUUGUUCAGACUCUCACCAUUUCCAAAUCCUUCAGCGAAUGCUCCUUCAACAGCCUUACUCCCGGGACACUUUAUGAUGUGAAGAUAACCACAAAGAGUGGGAAGUAUGAAAAUUAUUCCUUCAGCCAAGAACGAACAGUCCCUUCAAGUGUUCAGGGACUUACCGUCAGCAAUUCAGCCAGAAGUGACUACUUGAAGGUGUCCUGGUUACAUGCCUCCGGAUAUUUUGAUGAUUAUGAAGUGAUCAUCAAGAACAACAAUGAUUUCAUCCAAACGAAAAAUGUCCCAAAGGAUGAAAAUGAAUGUGUGUUCACUAAUCUGGUCCCAGGGAGGCAGUACAGUGUCACAGUCAGCACAAGAAGUGGGAAAUAUGAAACUAGUGAAAGGGUCUAUGGCAGAACAAUGCCAGAGUCAGUGAAGGAACUGACUCUUAGUAACAGAAGCACAGAAGAUCUGCAGGUAACUUGGUCAAAAGCUGAGGGGGAUGUUGAUAAAUAUGAGAUUCAGCUCCUCUUCAAUGAUAUGAAGAUCUUCCCACCCAUUUUCCUUGGGAACACUAUUGAGGAGUACUGGUUCACAGCUCUGACUCCAGGACGCCUAUACAAAAUUCUUGUCUUGACCAUCAGUGGAGAUGCACAACGUGCUACUUUCAUAGAAGGCCUGACAAUUCCAAGUGUGGUCAGAAACAUUCAUGUAUCACCUAAUGGCAUGUCAAACAGCCUGAAAGUGAGCUGGACUCCUGGAGGUGGAGAUGUUGAUUCCUACACCGUGACUAUAUUUCAGCAAAACCAUCAGCUUGAUUCCCAGAGUGUCUCCAAACAUGUCUCUGAGCACGUGUUUCACAAGUUGGAAGCUGGGGAACAGUACCGGGUGGUGGUGCAAUCCAACAGUGGCACCUUGCACAACAGCUUAGCAGCAUUUGGGAGAACAAUUCCAGCCUCUGUCCAGGAAUUAUUAGCCCAUCAUGCUUACAGCAGUCAUUCCUUGUUGGUAACCUGGCAGAAAGCUGCUGGUGUAGCUGAAAGAUAUGACAUUCUGCUUUUGAAUGAGCAAGGAAUCCUCCUGAGCAACAAAUCAGAGCCAGCUACUGCCAAACAGCACAAAUUUGAAGAUUUAUUAGCUGGCAAGAAGUACAAAAUACAAGUUUUGACAGUCAGUGGUGGGCUCUUCAGUAAGCGAGCAGAAACUGUUGGUCGAACAGUUCCAGCAGCUGUGACAAAUCUGAAGGUCACAGAGAACACCACUGACCGACUGUCCUUCAGCUGGACCACCUCGGAGGGAGAGCUUGAUUCGUAUGACAUCUUCCUAUACAACCCAGACAAGUCCCUUCAUGACAGGAUUUCAGGAGAGCAGCACCUGCAGCAGUGUUCAUUCCAGAACCUGCGUCAAGGCAGGAUGUACCGGAUGGUGAUUGUUACCCACAGCGGAGACCUCACUAAUGAGUCAUCUGUCUUUGGAAGAACAGUACCGGCCCCAGUUGUUGGUCUCAAGGCAUCCAACCGAAACAUGACAGACAGUCUGUGGUUCACCUGGGGUCCAGCAGCAGGAGAUGUUGACUUCUAUGAGCUGAAUCUCUACAACCCAAAUGGGACACAAAAAGAAACGUGGCACAGGAAAGACCUGAAAGAAUGGCAUUUCCAGGGACUAGUUCCUGGCAGAAAGUACACUCUAGUUGUCGUGACACACAGUGGGGACCUCAGCAAUACAGCAAACACUGAAGGAAGAACAGCACCCAGCCCUCCUAACACUGUAUCGUUUACUGAUGUUGCAAACACUUCUUUAUCAAUCACUUGGCCGGGUCCUCCAGACUGGACAGACUAUGACGAUUUCGAGUUGCAGUGGCUUCCAAAGGAUCCCCUGACAGUGUUCAACCCCUACAGCAGCAGCAAAUCUAAAGUACGCAUCAUCUAUGGCCUGCGGCCGGGAAGACUCUAUGAGUUCAGUGUCAGAACUGUCAGUGGCGACAGCUGGAAGACCUACAGUCAGUCACAGUCUGCAAGCGUGAGAACGAAACCAGACAAGAUUCAAAGUCUUCAUUGUCGGCCUCAGACCUCUACUGCCAUUGCAUGUUCCUGGACUCCUCCUGAUUCUGACUUUGAUGGAUACAGCGUCGAAUGCAAAAAAAUGGACACUCGUGAAGUGGAAUUUUCUAAAAGGAUAGAAAAAGACAAAUCUCUGCUUAAUAUCAUGACCCUUGUUCCCCACAAGCGAUACCUCGUGUCCAUCAAGGUGCAUUCUGCAGACAUGACAAGUGAAGUAGUGGAAGACAGCACCAUCACAAUGAUCGACCGUCCUCCUCAGCCACCUCCAGACAUACGAGUGAACAAAAAAGAGGUGCUGAUUACCAAAUCCUCCAUCAACUUUACUUUUAACUGCAGCUGGUUUAGUGAUACUAAUGGAGCUGUGAAGUACUUUACUGUGGUUGUGAGAGAGGCUGAUGGAAGUGAAGGACCAAAGCCUGAUGAGCAGCACCCAUUACCUUCCUACCUGGAGUACAAACACAACGACUCUAUACGCAUCUACCAGACAAAUUAUUUUGCCAGUAGAUGUGCUGAAAACCCUGACAGUGACUAUAAAAGCUUUGAGAUUAAGCUUGGAGGGGAAAUGGAAAAUCUGGGAGGAAGGUGUGAUCCAGAUCAACAAAAAUUCUGCGAUGGACCUCUAAAGCCUCGGACUGCUUAUAGGAUCAGCAUACGGGCUUUUACCCAGCUCUUCAGUGAAGACCCGAAGGAACUCCCUAAACCACUCUUUGCAGACACUUUCUUCUCCUUACCCAUCACUACAGAAGCAGAGCCUCUGUUUGGAGUUAUUGAAGGUGUGAGUGCUGGCUUGUUUCUGAUUGUGAUGUUAGUGGCUGUUACAGCUUUAUUUGUCUGCAGACAAAAAGUUAGCAACAGCCACGAGAGACCUACAGCAAGGCUGAGCAUUCGCAGGGACAGGCCACUGCCAGUCCAUUUGAACCUGGGGCAAAAAGGGAACCGGAAAACUUCCAGUCCGAUCAAAGUCAGUCAUUUUGAAGCACACUUCACCAAACUUCAAGCAGACUCCAACUACCUCCUGUCCAAGGAGUAUGAGGACUUGAAAGAUGUGGGUCGAAACCAGACAUGUGACAUAGCACUUCUGCCAGAGAACAGAGGGAAAAAUCGAUACAAUAAUAUAUUGCCCUAUGAUACAUCAAGAGUGAAGCUUUCCAAUGUGGAUGAUGACCCUUGCUCAGACUACAUUAAUGCAAGCUACAUACCAGGCAACAAUUUCCGCAGGGAAUACAUUGCGACUCAGGGCCCUUUGCCUGGCACCAAAGAUGAGUUCUGGAAGAUGGCAUGGGAGCAAAAUGUUCACAAUAUUGUCAUGGUAACCCAGUGUGUUGAGAAGGGCCGGGUGAAGUGUGAUCACUACUGGCCCCUUGACCAGGAUUCCUUAUACUAUGGAGACCUGAUCGUUGAGAUGCUGUCUGAAUCCGUACUCCCAGAAUGGACAAUACGAGAGUUUAAAAUUUGCAGUGAAGAGCAGCUAGACUCAACAAGGCUCAUUCGGCACUUCCACUACACUGUCUGGCCAGAUCAUGGUGUGCCAGAGACCACCCAGUCCCUGAUUCAGUUUGUCAGAACUGUAAGGGAUUAUAUCAACAGGACUCCAGACACAGGACCCGCUAUUGUGCACUGCAGUGCUGGUGUUGGCAGGACUGGCACAUUCAUUGCACUGGACAGAAUUCUGCAGCAGCUGGAUUCAAAGGACACUGUUGAUAUUUAUGCAGCUGUACAUGAUCUGAGGCUUCACCGGGUUCACAUGGUUCAGACAGAGUGUCAGUAUGUGUACCUACAUCAGUGUGUGAGGGAUGUGCUAAGAGCCAGAAAACUUCGCAGUGAACAAGAAAAUCCUUUGUUUCCAAUAUAUGAAAAUGUGAAUCCAGAGUAUCACAGAGAUGCUGUUUAUUCAAGGCACUAAGAAUGUUACAGAUACCUGCUUUUGUGACCACAUUUGUCAACUAGGGGGUUGGUUUGGGUUUUUUUAUGUAUGUAUUUCAUGCACUAGAAAGGUGCCAGACCUUUCUGUUGAGACUGUGUAUAAUUUAUUGGUCUGGUCAUUUUAAAAAAGAUAUAUAAUUUAAAUGUAAUAGAUAAUAAUGUAUAUAAUUGUAUUUUGGCAUUAUGUAAAUAUGUAUUUUUUCCAUAUUGUUUAUAUUAAUAUUAAGCUUCAGAUAAUACUAUUUUUUUCUUACCAUAGUUUUUAUAAACUGUUCUACAUAAACUAUUUUGAAUUGUAUGACUAACAGGACUGCUGUAUUUAGGGCAGUAUUGGCAUGUGACACACAGGAAAAAUCCUAUAAGGAGAACCUCAUUUUUCUUGAACUAGUUGAGUGUUUGUGAGAUGAAAUAAGCUACUAUUGAGUAAGGGAACAGUAGUCCUGUAUAGGAAUUAUAAUGCUACUCUACACUUCAAACUUACUGCUUUUGUUCUGACAAAAAAUGGGUAUAGCCCAUGACACAAUGACAUACUUUUUACAGAACUCAUUAACAGCCAAGCAAAACAGGGUUCACCUCACUAGAAACAACUGUUUCACUCUAAUGUGACAUAGAAAAAUAUCCAACAACAUAAGCUGCCGUGAAGUCUAGGAGACCUCUCCCCCCACACACAUGCUCUGAGGGGGGACAGGUCACAUUCUGAUUUCUUUACACUGGUUUAAGAGAGCAGAAUCAGACCACAGCCCAUGUCUGUGCAUUUUCACAUGCAUAUAAUUAUAAUAAGAAAGUUGUUCAAGGAAAUGCCUCAGACAUUCAUAGUAACAGCCUACUAAGGAAGUGGAGUCUGGCAACUUACAUAGCUCAUUAAAAACAAUGCUGUACUGUGACAGCUAAAAAUCCAGAGAGAUUAUAAAUGUGUUGAAAUAAAGACAUAUAAAGGUAUGUAUCCCACAGUUUGCACAAUUGACUUCAGCCUCAAGCUGCUUGCCAGGUAGCUGCCUUGUCCCAAGUGUUGGUCUCUGUCAAAUGCCAUUUGCUUUCACAAAGGGAAAGCUUGGCCCCAGCAUGUCCACGUAGAAAGACUUUUUCAUGUAGAUGAUGCCCAAUGUCACCACAAAGUUGGAAUAGAAAAAGGCUCAUCAGUAAACCAGGGAUGUAGGCUGGCAGGGCUGUGCUAAUCAUUGGACGACUGAAAGCAUUUAGUGAUUAGCAAGGAGUACACUCAAAGAGCACUCGCCAGGUAUCCUGCCCAGCCAAGCAGAUUAGGCACAUCCUCUCUCCUCUGUAAAGAGGAUUCUCACUCAAGAGACUGAACACACCGUUCAGCUAUUCUUUGUCUUUGUGAAACACUCUUUAAGCAGAGAAGAAGCAGUACACAGUUCUUCUCCAUCACAAAAAGAAAAAAGGGCUUGAUAGUUCUCCUUUUAGCUAUCUACUCAUACUUUACCUAGAGAAAACUUAGCCUGCUGCUGAAGACAAGUGCCUAAAUUCCACUUCUAGUUUGGAGAGAAAUAAACCUUUCUGAAGGCCACCUGAGAACUAGCAAAUACACCUAAGUGCCUAAUUGAGGAACUACUGUGGUCCUGGGCCAGGACUACUGUGAUUUCACCAUGUCUCAUUGGAGCUGCACUCUCUUUGUGUUAGGAACACCUGCCUGAUGUUGACUGAAGAAAUCUGCUGGUCAGCUCUGACUUAAAUCAUUCCAAAGCAGAACCAUCAGGACUACGCACAUUAGUGUCACUCUAGUUUUCCUAAGGAGAAAGAAACAGCCUCAUAAUCACUCUUACUUCCUGCUGCGUUGGUGGUCUCAUCCUUUCUUGACCCAGUAUCUUCAUAUGCCUCAGAUGCUACCCUUCAUAUCAGCUUUCAGAGCUGCUCAGAACAUGUAAGCUUGGUAAACCUUUUAGGUGUCUCUGUAUAAAAAUGCCACUCAUUCCUCUUGCACAGCCUCUUUGUCCCCACGCAAACCUCAAGGUUCACCACCCUUAGUAGGAUUUGAAGAGCAGAAUUUGCAUUGUAGUGGAAACCGUUUUCACAGAGGGAGAUCUAAGCAAAACCACAAAGAAAUGUGCACAUUUUCUGCAAGCCCCCUUUUUAUCUUUUUUCCUUUGCUAGAUAGACUCUAGGUUAGCAAGCAAGGACAAACAAGCACGGCAGCUUUAGAUCGAUCAUUGACCCUGCUAAUAACAGGCAUCAUGAAAAUUGCUGUUGUGUUACGUGUGCUGCAUUUAGUCCUUUCUUUUUGCAGUGGUAGCUGAGGAAUGAAGAUCACCAUGUUAGUUACCAGCAGUACAAUUACCCUGUGAAUACAUACCAAAUGUACCCUAUAAAUUAUCUCACGCUAUAUAUUACUGUGUCAUUUUUUACACUUAGGGAAAUGGAACUUGCUCAAUAAUAUAUGAUCUGCGGGCAAAAGUCUGAUUGUAUACUAUGUAUGCAUGUUGUUCAUCAUUUUCAGAAGGACAGGCAUCGUUUUGCUCUUUCUUUUAACAUUGUCUCUCAGCUCCUUCCUCCGCACCUACAGAGUUCACAAAUCUGCAGCCAAAAGGAUGAUGUUGUAGCAGACAGCUAUUUUCAUCUUUUCUCUCAGCUAAUAAUGGGGACGGUUCCUAAGCCUCUUCCUCCUCAUCACUUAAUAACAUGACAGAUGACCUUAAACACGCUGGCACAGUGCUUUUGAGCAGCAUCACAUUGCUGCCUAGCCAGGUCACACUUUGAGAAUUGCUCUGGUUCUGCUUUCUAGCCAGUUCUCGUCAUAGGAAACCAAUGUAAAUCCACCAAGAAUAAGUAAAAAGUAUCUAUGUAGCAUUUUGUUAAAAUAAGACACCUACUUAUCAGUAUAAUUAAUUAUAUUUACCGUGCCUCUAAGCUGAAUAACAGGACCAAUGGGAAAUUGUUAAUGUAACAGGAAUGAACUUGAAGGAGCCUUUGCACUGAACAAGGAGAGCUCUUAAGGAAAAAGACAUCCUCUGCUGUAGAGGAUGUUUCUCUUAUGAAUGUCCACAAAUGAUGUUCAGAAUUCCCUUCCUGAUGUUUCCCAAUAAUAAUGUUAUAAAGCAAGGCUAGUGUUGUUGCUGAUCCAUAAGCUAAGAUUUGCACACUUGGAGCCCAGUCCUGUGAAUCUCUGCAUUGUCCACAAAGCUACCUGAGUACUUCCAUGAAAGUCAACUGGAAUGCUUGCCUGAAGAAUAUCAUUCCACUUCUGAAGCACUUGCAGGGUUGGGCUUUUAGGUUAAUUCAAAUUUUUGUAUUGAAAGUUAUUUAAUAAUGAAAAAAAAUAGUAGUAAAUGGUUUGUUGUUUUUUUCUUAAAUCUGUGCAAUACAAUUACAAGAUCCACUACCAGUUGUAGAGAAAAAAAAAAAAAAGAUUUUGCAUAGCUAGAGUUGAUAAAUGAUAUUUUUUGUUACUAAUGGAACACAAAAGUGGGUGAGAGAAAUAGGCAUACUGUGAAGAUGUCAUAAAAGUGCAACUUUAAACACUUUUUCUGCUGCUAUAGUUAUUUAUACAGCUUAUAUAUGUGCCUAAAAUUGCCAGAAAUAUUAUUUUAUGCCAUCAUAUACUAUGAAUUUCCUUUCAGGUGUAGAACAGAGAAAAGAAAAUGUAUGAGUUUUAAGUAUAUAUUAUAUAAUAUGUAUGGUUAUUUACACUUUGAAUUUGAAAGCAAGAAGUUAAAUCCUAGACAGACAGGAGUACAUGAGCACUUAGCUGUGCUCCUCAGCCUGGGAGUUAACAUAUGGGCUAGAGGGGUGGGAACAACAACCUAACUAAUGACUGUACUAGCAUCUCCGUCCAGGGCCACAGCUUGGAGGAACAUCUGACCUACCUACCAAGGGGCGGUGUGGCAGGUGCCUACAUGUAUUCAGAUUUCCUUCAGUGCUUCAGACAUGCAGUUUGUAGGAAUAUGAUGUGAUAUAAAAUGAUAGCACCUGUCACCCUGGUGGCCCUGUCAAAGGUGUUGAGGCUAUGGAGCUGUAAAGUCUGGGACCUGUAGUGCAAGGAGGCUGCAACCUAAACAGAAGAUGAGUGGGCACCCCUGUACUGGGGCAGCUCAGUGCAGACCCCAUCCCCUCAAUUGUCCCUCACAGGCUGACAAAGUCAGACUCCUGACCUCUUGGUAGCACCACUGUGGCCAAAGCAAGCUGGUCUGCUAUCAGUAACCUCGCAGAUCAACAGUUAGGGCAGACUGGGGUGUGGUUUGUAAGACUGGCAGGAAAUACUGGAGACUAGGGACUAGCUAAAUUUAGCAAAUGCUGUGGAAUUUGGGCACAUACAGUGUUAACGAUGCUUGUAGAUUGAUAUGCAUGAUGAUUUGGUUGUUUCUUGGUUUAUCUGAAAUCUGAAGAAAUACUGUAAGUAAUGUCAAGUAGCUAAAUAUAUAUUUUAUGUAUAUAUUGCUCUAUGGCAGAGCAGUAUGCUAGAGUAGAAAAACCCACAAUUUUGAAAUGUGGCUAGCCAUACAUUCCUUACCAGUGCCUGGAGUAAAAUGUCUGAAAAACAUCUUCAGCACAUAGUCCAUUCUCAUAUGCUAUAGAAUUACUUACUUAUAUUUGUGUUCCUAACAAACAUCGGGUGAAGACAGUAUUGUGCUACUAUUGUCAAUUUAAUUUAUGCAUUUGUUAAGUAUAUUUUUGUAUUUUCAGCUACAGUCAACAAAUCAAAUAUAUUUGAGUAUAUUUUA
Molecule: messenger RNA, 11342 nt
Organism: Apus apus (common swift)
Lineage: Eukaryota; Metazoa; Chordata; Aves; Apodiformes; Apodidae
Gene: PTPRB
Product: protein tyrosine phosphatase receptor type B
Exons: 34
Coding region: 17-6646 (2209 amino acids)
Biological process (GO): angiogenesis; protein dephosphorylation
Molecular function (GO): protein tyrosine phosphatase activity; cadherin binding
Source: RefSeq, a predicted model, not a curated record